AUGUUCCCACCUCGUGAGCUGCAGAGCGCAGAGCUCAGCGAGUUAGCCAGCACCAUCGAACUGCUGAACUACGAGCGCACAGUGUUACAGACACAAAAGUACGGCACAGUGACCAGCAAGACGAACAUGCUAGUGGUACAGGUGCACCGUGACGUGGAGCGGUUGCAGUACCUGAUCGUGUCGUUGGCGCAGGUUCGUGAUAUCGAGUCCGUUCUGCUUGUCUUCUCACACAGUUAUUAUGACGACAGAAUCAACAAACUAGUAUCCAGCAUCACGUUCUGUAGGUCCAUGCAGAUAUUUUAUCCUUACUCGCUUCAGCUGUAUCCAAACAAGUUCCCGGGCAUAGACCCCGAUGACUGUGUGAGUGCAGCCGGGAGGAGGAAACAGUUUUGUAGCAGCCGCGACGGCCGCCUCACGGAGCACAAGCAUCACUGGUGGUGGAAAGUUAAUUUCAUCUUCAACAAUCUCGACUGGUCCGAUACAUUCAAAGGCACUGUCGUUUUCUUACAAGAAGACGAUUACGUUUUGCCAGAUUUAGUGCAUAUGCUGCGGUUUAUGACGCGGUCGCAGGCCUACCUUCCAGGACUCCACCUACUGUCCUUUGGAAGGCCACACGCAAAAGGUUUAGAUUUUGACUUACUUUCAGUGUCCUCGUGGCAUCCUCCCUUUGACAAAGGUCUGGCGUUUAAUAAGAGCUUGUGGCAGAAGAUAAGUGCAGUUUCUUCGUAUUACUGCUUAUAUGACGAUCUCAGUUGGGGCUACUCGCUGCUCAACGCUUUUAGAAAGUUCAAUGAGGGACAUGUGGAUAUGGUGGCCACUCUGAUGCCACGUGUGCUGUCCACCAGCACAUUCCCUAGCGGGCGCGCGGCCAUGCAACAAAUUGCAAUGUGGCUAGUUGGCGCCAGGAUGUUUCCUUUGAAUGUAAAGGCAGUAAUGCUGUACAGUAGUACCGGCCGAGUGAACGCAGGUGUGAAGCCUCCUCCCUGGGGCAACGGAGGCUGGAGUGACUUGCGGGACCACCUGCUCUGCCUGGACCCCCUCAUGUCCACAACUACUGGCAACACAAACGACAUGACUGCACCCACCUUCUCGCAGACCACCACCAAUGCAACUGAUUACAUUACUGUCGCUAAACACAAAAUGAAUAUGUCAGAAGCCGACCUACAUAAUGUGAAUUUUAAUUAG
Molecule: messenger RNA, 1185 nt
Organism: Spodoptera littoralis (African cotton leafworm)
Lineage: Eukaryota; Metazoa; Arthropoda; Insecta; Lepidoptera; Noctuidae
Source: the annotation of a GenBank genome assembly